Messenger RNA from Herpailurus yagouaroundi (jaguarundi), 7567 nucleotides. It is a transcript of the gene ABLIM1, whose product is annotated as actin binding LIM protein 1. Gene Ontology annotation, biological process: cilium assembly; lamellipodium assembly; cytoskeleton organization. The coding region runs from base 115 to 2697 and encodes 860 amino acids. Gene Ontology annotation, molecular function: actin filament binding. Gene Ontology annotation, cellular component: stress fiber; actin cytoskeleton. The record is from RefSeq and is a predicted model, not a curated record. Lineage: Eukaryota; Metazoa; Chordata; Mammalia; Carnivora; Felidae. The transcript has 26 exons.
ACGCGGGGCUCGAACCCACGAACCGUGGGAUCGUCACCUGAGCCGAAGUCGGUCGUUCAACCGACUGAGCCACCCAGGCGCCCCUCGUUUAUCUCAUUUGUAAUCCGUGCCAAGAUGCCCUCCUUCCUCGGUCUAAAGUGUCUGGGGAAACUGUGCAGCUCUGAGAAGAGCGGCCUGUCCUCCUCCAAGAGAGCCAGCACCACGGGCUCGUGCAGAAGGACGCGGGUUGUCGAGGAUGUGCGUGUCACCAGCACCCCCCAGCCUGCGCACAGGCGUGCCACCAUCACUCACUUGUUGUACCUGCACCCCGAGGCCUACUGCACGCUGGAGCACUUGAUUAGCAACUUGGAUCCUUCCGUGGCGCACCCUCAGGACCCUCACCACCCAUCGGAGAAGCCUGUCAUUCACUGCCAUAAAUGUGGGGAGCCAUGCAAGGGUGAAGUGCUUCGGGUCCAGACCAAACAUUUCCACAUAAAAUGUUUCACCUGCAAAGUGUGCGGCUGUGACCUGGCACAAGGGGGCUUCUUCAUAAAGAACGGCGAGUAUCUCUGCACCCUGGACUACCAGAGGAUGUAUGGGACACGCUGCCAUGGCUGUGGGGAGUUCGUGGAAGGAGAGGUGGUCACUGCCCUGGGCAAGACCUAUCAUCCCAACUGCUUUGCGUGUACUAUCUGCAAGCGCCCGUUUCCACCCGGAGACCGAGUCACGUUCAAUGGGAGAGACUGCCUUUGUCAACUGUGUGCGCAGCCAAUGUCGUCCAGCCCUAAAGAAGCCUCCUGCCCCAGCAAUUGUGCUGGCUGUGGAAGGGACAUCAAGAACGGGCAGGCGCUGCUGGCCCUGGAGAAGCAGUGGCACUUGGGGUGCUUUAAGUGCAAGUCCUGUGGGAAGGUUCUCACCGGGGAGUACAUCAGCAAGGACGGCGCGCCCUACUGUGAAAAGGACUACCAGGGGCUCUUUGGGGUGAAAUGUGAAGCCUGUCACCAGUUUAUCACAGGGAAAGUCCUGGAGGCAGGUGACAAACAUUACCACCCCAGCUGUGCACGAUGCAGCAGGUGCAACCAGAUGUUCACAGAAGGAGAGGAAAUGUAUCUUCAAGGUUCCACCGUUUGGCAUCCCGACUGUAAGCAAUCUACCAAGACGGAGGAAAAGCUGCGGCCGCCAAACAUUCAUCGUUCUUCAUCCGAUUUCUUUUAUCCCAAAAGUCUGGUUCGACGCACAGGACGGUCUCCGUGUCUGCAGCUGUUAUCACCACCUUGUCUAGCGAACUGGGACAAAAACCCAAGGCAGCCUACCAGGACUUCCUCUGAAAGCAUUUAUUCUAGACCAGGUUCCAGUAUCCCUGGCUCCCCAGGUCAUACCAUCUAUGCAAAGGUGGACAAUGAAAUCCUGGAUUAUAAGGAUUUAGCAGCCAUUCCCAAGGUCAAGGCAAUAUAUGAUAUCGAACGUCCAGAUCUUAUUACCUAUGAGCCUUUCUACACUUCGGGCUAUGAGGACAAACAGGAGAGGCAGAGCCUGGGAGAGUCUCCAAGGACUUUAUCUCCGACUCCGUCAGCAGAAGGCUACCAGGAUGCUCGGGACCGGGUGAUCCACCGGUCCACCAGCCAGGGCUCCAUCAACUCCCCCGUCUACAGCCGCCAUAGCUACACUCCAACCACGUCUCGCUCUCCCCAGCAUUUUCACAGACCUGAGCUGCUGUCUCCUGGUGUGCGCCUGCGCACCAGCAGCCUCAGCUCCACCCACAGCGACUCCCGCCCCAACUCCCCCUUCCGACACCACUUCAUUCCCCAUAUCAAAGGCAAUGAGCCGUCCAGCGGCCGGAACUCCCCUCUCCCUUCCCGGCCAGACAGCCGCCCUGUCACUCCAACUUACGCUCAGGCCCCUAAACAUUUCCAUGUUCCAGAUCAAGGGAUCAACAUUUACCGAAAACCACCCAUCUACAAACAGCAUGAUGCAGCUGCCUUAGCAGCCCAGAGCAAGUCUUCAGAAGACAUCAUCAAGUUUUCCAAGUUCCCAGCAGCCCAAGCUCCAGAUCCCAGCGAGAUACCAAAGAUUGAGACGGAUCACUGGCCUGGGCCCCCCUCACUUGCCGCCGUAGGAGCCGACAUGAGACGCAGACCUAGUGGCAGAGAGGAAGAUGACGAGGAGCUUCUGAGGCGCCGGCAGCUGCAGGAAGAGCAACUGAUGAAGCUCAACUCAGGCCUGGGGCAGUUGAUACUGAAAGAGGAGAUGGAGAAGGAGAGCCGGGAGAGGUCUUCCUUGUCAGCCAGUCGCUACGAUUCUCCCAUCAAUUCAGCUUCACAUGCUCUAUCAUCUAAAACCUCAUCUCUCCCAGGCUAUGGAAAAAACGGGCUUCACCGGCCUGUUUCCACAGACUUUGCUCAGUACAACAGCUAUGGGGACGUCAGCGGCGGAGUCCGAGACUACCAGACUCUCCCAGAUGGCCACAUGUCCGGGACAAGAAUGGACCGGGGGGUGUCCAUGCCCAACAUGUUGGAACCAAAGAUAUUUCCAUAUGAAAUGCUGAUGGUGACCAACAGAGGGCGCAACAAAAUCCUAAGAGACGUGGACAGAACCAGGCUGGAGCGCCACUUAGCCCCAGAAGUGUUUCGGGAAAUCUUUGGAAUGUCCAUACAGGAAUUUGACAAGUUACCUCUUUGGAGACGCAACGACAUGAAGAAGAAAGCGAGACUCUUCUAGGCCUCCCCCACCCCCUGCCCGCCCCCGCCCCGCGUAGACAGCAGGUAGAAAAAGGACUGACGUGGCGGUGACACAUAAGAUGUUGUGUUAAGGCCCAAACUUGAUUGGAGAACUUUCAAGCUACUGUCCCUCAGCAACGACGAAAGGGGAAACCUGGUGAAAACACCCACGAGCCACACUUCGGACCCACCACCGGCAACACUUGCCAAGAAGCAACAGGAUAGAAAUUUCUGUGUUCCCCACACCCGUGACCUUUUUCCAUCACCUUAUGUACGCAACAGUUCCUAUAACUGUUGUCUCACAAUAGUGCUGACCGUAUGGGUAAGAGCCAGCAAGUGCCCUUAGGACGCCGCAUGGAAAAAAAGCAGCUGUAGUAAUUCCGAGGUAGGAAUAUAUUUAUUAUGUAGCACUGUGGCUAAGAAGGAAGAGCCUGAGGGACAUAUCCAUGCGGGCACACCACCUUGCGCACCCCUGUCCUCACUGGCCUCGCGAAGCCCGACCUGCGCCCCCCAGCAGGAUGGAGAUCAGCGUCGGGGCACCGGGCAAGCUCUGCUCCGAGGGGGCUGAAUAGCCGCCAGAGUCAUUUUUAACACGCUCCUUUUUCUCUACUGUUUGCUAGGACCUGGUUGGCAAAUUACUUCGCUAUUAUUUAAAAACAAAAAAAAAUUUUUUUUAAGAGAAAGAGAGGGAAAUGGAAUGAAAGGAGUAUCUCCCUUCAUUCUUUUCCUGCUUCAGACUGUGUGCUUCAUUCAGCCUCCCCACCACGGACAGCAGCUGUCCCCCGUCCCCACUGCCCAGAAAGGAAAGGGAGAGGUUCUCUCCGGUUGUGUGCUGUUAGAUGACUUUUGCCCAAGGGGGCCGCGGCACUCUUGGCAAAAAGAAAAAAAAACAAAAAAAAAAAAACAACAAAUUAAUGUGUCCCGCCCACGCUAGUCCUUCUUCCACCCAGCAUCCUCUGAAUCCCAUCAAGCCCCCCGGCAUUUUGGGGGGGGGGGGCGGUUUGAGGUCUUUUCAGUAGUCGGCUAAGGAAAGGGCACGCUUUUCUCUCUGCAGUCUCUGCAACUCCAGGGUACAUUGCUUCAGACUGAUUUAAUUUGGCCUUUUCAGCUUUCCUUUGCCUAGCUCUGUUGACUUCAUGGUGUGUGUGUGUGUGUAUGUGUGUGUGUGUGUGUGUGUGCGUGUGCGUGUGCGUACGUGGACGCACCCAGGGUAGUUUGGGGAGUCUGCGUGUACUUUUACAUCUCAUUUCUGCUUGAGCGUUUGUCCGGCCGGGCGGCAGCUUUUCUAAGGAACAUUUGCACACGUGCGCCUGACUCAAAGGGCGAGAGUGAGGCUACACCGCACCCAACAAGGCAUCCUUCGUGGAAGGGUGUUGGUGUCAGAAGCCAGCAUCCUCCGUGAUUGAUGGAGCUCAGGUCAGCAGCACGCCGAGGAGGAAACAGACCUCCGAUCGGGCUGUGUGUGGAGCUCGGAGCAUCGCACCAGAGUUCACCAAUUUGGCAACACGAGAUUUAAAGCGGGGCCUAGGAUUUCACCAAAACGCGCGUGUAAGACCGCAUCACGGUUCCCGGCAGCUUCCGGCCGUGGCUCAAAUGACCUGUGAGUCGGAUGAGGGAGGGUCUCUCCAGCUCCACACACGGGAGGCUUUCACAUGUAUUCGUGUGCACUGGGGGCUCUGCCUAGGAAUUGAAACUCUGUUUUAAAGCCAAAGGAGAAAUCAUGCGAAUUCUCUUCCUAUGCCUCUGAUAAUAAAGGCUCAGAAGUUCUUCCUGCUGGCACCAAGUAUUUGAACUAGUUGCUAACUGACUCCAGUGGUAAAAAGCAAGGAAACUUGUUCCAGGACCUGUACUGCGAACCUCUAACUUGUGACGCACUCCAUCACCCGGGUGCUGUGCUGAGCUCUGGGCCUGCUCAGUAGCACUGUCCUGCACCCUCGCCAAGGGGAUCGAAAGCCGCCUGUCCUUUCAGUGCUAGACACUGAAUGUUUGAGGACUGUUCUCACAAAUAGGAGUGUGUGUGUGUGUGUGUGUGUGUGUGUGUGUGCGCACGCACGCGCAUUGGACCUACUAACGCGUUUUGCAAGUGGCUCUGAUGGAGUGGACGAAAGAAGACCGGCUCCUCCUGGGUCUGAAGCCUCCGGACCGCAGCUCGCAGUUUAGUGCCUCUUGCCUCGUUCAGUAUUUCUGCCGCCCCGACUUCCCUCCGACCUCUCCUGCACCUGCCGCCUGAGGCCCGCGUAUCCUAGUCCUUGCUUUGCCCUGGCCCAGUGGGAGGAGUGGGGACCAGAGGGUAUUCCCAGUAAUCAGUCACAAGCAUGGCCAAAUGGGUGCCCAUGCUAGGCUGGUGGAGAGAAGUUUUUCAUUACGGGGAUAAGAAAGGGCCCUCCAUGUUUUCAUUGGUUAAUGAAUUAUGACCCAUGUGCACAUAGAUCAAAUGUCAGUGGGAGAAGAAUUGCAGUGGUAGUUAAAGAUCCGAACCAAAACCUCCCACCAAUGAAACUCUACUUCUGUUGUAUCUUUUGAAUUCAAUUCUGCAUCCAACUUGGGGAUCGGGGGUGGGAAGCUUCUUUCCGUAUUGAGCGUACUAGCUCAUUUAAACUGCACCAUGCAAAAAUGCAUUACCAGAAAACGUCAGUAGCCUCCCGUCUGCGGGCAGAGCAGCACUGUGCUCUGGGGAGGGGUUGUAGACAACCAUAUCGUGGAGCGGGUUCCCCGACUCCACUCCCGGCAGAAGACUCCAGCUGGAGGGAUGGGCCGUGGGGCAACCUGGUUCUCUUAACUGCCAAAUCUAUUCUAUAGGCUACAAUGGCCUCUCCGUUUUUUUAAAAACCGGGCUCAGCAUGCCUGUCCUCGGCACGUCCGGGCCACCGUGCAGGACAUCCGCGUUCUCUGCUUGAACCCCACUCUGCACUGCACAUAAAAAUUCCACUUGUUAACGCAGCCAAAGGAACAGAGAUUGUUCCCUCUAGGGAAGGACUCCCACAGCUGGCAAACUUUCCUGGCACGUACCCCAAGGGCUCCAUUUUUGAGGGUUGGGCCUACUUGCAAUUCCUUAAGCACACACCGAUUGCAUGAAGCAAAAGAAGCCUCUGGCAACAUGAAAGUCAGUGCUUCCUUUCCGGUUUCUCCCAGGAGAGCCAGGAUACCAUUUAGUCUUCCUGUGUGGUGUAAGAGGAGACGUGAAGAUCAUUUGGGAACUUGUACAGCCCGCUGUGCACCCACAUUUUGGUUUGGGUUAGUUAGGAAAUGUUCUUCAUGUGACUCGUUCAAUAACUAGCAGUAAACUGCCUGUUCUGUGCAACCUCACGCAGAAGAGCCAGAGUUCAUGGGCACUGUGGCCCGCACUCCCCGUGCAGCUCACGUUCUCAGUCUGGUUGUGCCCGUCAACCCUACCUAGAGAAGUCUUGCUGGAAAUGUUUAUAAAACUUUCACCUAAUUUCUUUACACUUGAAAGCAAACACCUUUUUCUAAAGAAUUGCUUCUCAGAUGAUUAUAUCAAAUAUAUACGCUUUUGCAAGUUAAAAAAAAAAAUUCAAAUUCACUACUUUUGACUAGGUAGGUCUUUCUAAAAAUUCUUUCAAAAAGCUUGGUGUUAGCGUCCUGCGCGUCGAAGGGGCAGGUGAGCCCUCUCUCUGUCAGGAAAGAUGGUGGAAGGAAAGGAACUCCGUGUCGUCCCCCCUUCUGUGUCCUCUGAGGCAAGCUCGAUUUUUAGAUCACGUCUUCUGCAUUCCUGGUCACUGUUCAGUCUACACUUCCUCGGCCAGCCUUGACCUUCUUGAUCUUUGAAAUUGUUUUCUUUUGAUAAACCAAGUGUUUGUGAGUAAGCCCCUACAACUCACUCAUUAGUACUCCCUUUUGAAGAAUGUUCUCUUAAAAAAAGAUGAUUUCAGGCUUGAGAUUUACAGUUGACGCCACCUUAGAGUGUAAUGUACAUUAAGGAAACUACCCGACUGUGUCGUAAUGAAAGAAAGCGAAACGUUGACUUUGGCCUUUAAAAAAAAAAAUCGCUUUCCAUGUGUUGCCCAGGAAGCAAUGAGGAGAUGGUGAUGGAUAUGCUUUGCAUGUGGAUUUUUGUGUUUUCAUUUGGGCAAAUGUAACUUAUGGCAAACUCAGAAAGGGGGAGGUGGUCCGUUUAAGCUGAAAGAAACUUUCGAGACAAUGUAUGCAGACACAACAAAAUCGAAUCCAACAUUUUCUGACGCUUGAUGUAAUCGACUGGCAAUUGUUAUCAUUAAAUAAAAUUCUUCCCCAAAGUGUCUUUCUCAAGAGUGAAGAUCCCAUGAGUCACUUUUGGAACCUAUUCACCAAAGGUAGCAGGAGACAAUACUAUUUACACCAACAUCCAGAAAGGUGGUGAGCCACUUGAUGAUGGUCUAUGCCCAUGUUUCUUUAUCCUGUGGAAGAGAAAACAGUUGUCCACGCUAUCGAUGUUCCUCUUGGGUUCCGUGUAAAGACCCGUCCGGUAACAAAUGCGUGUGGUUUCUGUGAGUGGCAGACAAAUCUCUUACCAUCCUUUCCUUUUGAGUUUGGUUUAAUGGAGUUUUUUUGUUUUUUGCAAGUGUCAAAAGACGUCCAGUUCUUCCUGCCCUCCCCUUUCAGAAAUAUGAAAGUGAAUAUUUGGAAGAGCUGCUGUUGGAAAGAUGUGUCGUGUCCCCCGUGAAAGUGAGUGGGUGUCCGUCUGUGCCCCGAAUACUACAUACUAGUAUGCAGAGGCAGGGGCGGCCAGCUGGCCCCACGUCGCUGUGCUUUAUGGCCCCGACCUGCCCCACGCUCCUGUCGCAAGCAGCACUUGCCGCUUCCCUGCCCCAUACUCUGUGUCACUGUUGUGCACUCGCCACUCAGUGAAUAAAGUGUGUGCUUUAUUCUGUUCA